CCCAGCUUCUGCAGCUCUAUCUAGAGUUCAGCCCCAGUUCCACGUACAGCAGCUGCGUGUUAAGCCCAGCUCCAGCUCCUCCAGCUCCGUCCGGGCCCAGCUCCAGCCCCGCACCGGCCGGGACCGACGCUCCGGUGUCGGUGUCGUCGGCGCCGACCUGCGUCGCUAACGUCGCCUCUCCUUCGCCGACACGGAGCGGUGUCGGCGGCGACGGCAGUGCGGCGGUCGUCGGCGGCGGUGACGGCGGGCGGAAGGGCCGCAGCGCUGGAGCCAGUGUGGAGUAUCGUGAGGUCUGAUGGAGUCAUGAGCUAGUGCUCGUUUAGUACUGACUGGAUCCGUGGCUCUUGGUUGUGGACCGGACGGUUGGGUACUCCCGUCAGACAGUCAAACAUCCAUCCCAGACUGUCAGUCAGUCGGACAGACCGUUGCACGGUCCGAUCAGACAGGUGAUCAUCACAUCAGUCACCAGACCAGCUCAGCAGGCCGACCCGUCACUCCGCGCCAAGCCGGGCUGACCGCUCGCGGCUGACCUGAGCGGGCCACCACGGCGUCCAAGACGGGUCCGAUCGCCUGGCUGCGUCAGCGGCUGACCGGCGGCCCUCCUGCCGUCGCCGCUCCCGAUAUGGACCAGCUGCGACUCUACACUGCCCGCUACCGACCCGAGGAGCUCGACAAACUCACACGCAGCUCACGCUUCACGAGGAAGGAGAUACAGUUCAUGUACAGAGGUUUCAAACAGGAGUGUCCGUCGGGACUCGUUGACGAAGCCGCGUUCAAGCUCAUCUUCUCUCAGUACUUCCCCCAAGGCGAUGCCAACCAGUACGCUCACUACGUGUUCAACACGCUGAGGCCCAAUCAGUGUGGACAAAUCAACUUCGAGGACUUUCUUCACGCGCUGUCGCGGGUGUCGCGCGGCACCACCGACGAGAAGGUGCGCUGGGUGUUUGACCUGUACGACCUGGACGGCGACGGGCUCAUCACCAAGCACGAGAUGCAGCUGGUGGUCACCGCCAUCUACGACAUGCUGGGGCGCCAGGUGGUGCCGCGCAUCGACCCGAACGCGGCCAGAAGUCAUGUGGACACCAUCUUCCAUCAAAUGGACGCCGACCGGGACGGCCUGGUCACCCUGGAGGAGAUGAGACGCUGGUGUGGUCGCGACCCAGACUUCCUGCGCUCGCUGCACAUGCUGGACACGGUGCUAUGACUGGAGCAGUGGCCGGCCGGGCCGGGGGCGGCGCCGGGCGGCCACGCUCACUCGCAGCACACGGGGAUCGCCUCUGCAGGACAGACGGAGCGCGCGGAGCGAGACGGAGCGGGCCCGCCACUGGAGGAGGACGGACGUGCCCCCGAGGAGUGCAGAGAGGUCGGUGGUGCGGCAGAAGGACAACUUCGGGAUGCGGUCCCGGAGAGUAGAGUCCCUGGUAAAGAGUAUCGCCCCUGUCAAUGUCAGGGUCAUGACGGAUGCGGAAGCCGUAGUCGGGAAGGCGGAGGGUGCGGUAACUCGGGCACCAAUAGCGCUUUUUCGCCAACGAAGGGAUGCGAUCACCGAGAGAGUUUGUCCAGGUCUUCAGCGACACUCUCCAGCGCCGCACCGAACACUUUUCGGGAAGAUAUUCACCAGACGUAUCAGGAGACGAACCACCCACACCUGCAGCGUCUACCCUCGACUGACACCGGUACCUCGACUCAGAGGCCGUCACAGGGUGCCAGGGCAUCAGCUGCGGCGGCUCAGAGAUCUGUGCCAGGCGCGGGUGGCGGCACAGCCGCUGUACACGGCAGACCUGUCGACGGCCGGGUCUGCGAGCGAGCCUCCCGACCCAGCCGAGAAACCGAGGUGUAGUGGCGGCCAAAGGCAAACAGACAGACAGACAUACAGACAGGGUGUGACCGGAGCGAUAACGAGAGGUUGUUCUGAGUGAGCUUCUGAGAAGCGCAAUCCAGAGUAUAUAUCUUGUGCGUGCCAGUAGCUAAACUUUGACGUCUAUUCCUGCUAUACUAGCCAAGCUCUGCUUAGUGUGCAUUUAUGUUCCUCACAUCAUUCAUAUGCCUAUGUAAUCUCCCUGUAAAGUUGAACAUCCUGGAGUUUUCGAAUAAAUGCCUCUGUGUAGCCGGCUAUUCAAU
Messenger RNA from Amphibalanus amphitrite, 2121 nucleotides. RefSeq names its product Kv channel-interacting protein 4-like. The record is from RefSeq and is a predicted model, not a curated record. NCBI's taxonomy places the organism in Eukaryota, Metazoa, Arthropoda, Thecostraca, Balanomorpha, Balanidae. The transcript is spliced from 6 exons. Gene Ontology annotation, molecular function: calcium ion binding. Bases 623 to 1204 code for a protein of 193 amino acids.